Myotis myotis is the source of this 5585-nucleotide messenger RNA. RefSeq names its product diacylglycerol kinase iota (gene DGKI). Gene Ontology annotation, molecular function: protein binding; ATP-dependent diacylglycerol kinase activity. Lineage: Eukaryota; Metazoa; Chordata; Mammalia; Chiroptera; Vespertilionidae. Gene Ontology annotation, cellular component: nucleus. The transcript has 34 exons. The record is from RefSeq and is a predicted model, not a curated record. Gene Ontology annotation, biological process: lipid phosphorylation; regulation of synaptic transmission, glutamatergic; intracellular signal transduction. Bases 1 to 3228 code for a protein of 1075 amino acids.
AUGGAUGCUGCGGGAAGGGGCUGCCAUUUGCCGCCCCUGCCAGCGGAGCGCGGACCUGCUCGCUCUCUCGCAGCGGCGGCCGCUGCCAGCGCGCUCCGCCGGCCCGGCCUCUGCAGCGGAGCCGCCUCGCCUCCCUCCGCGGCCGGCAGGGCGGGCGCCAUGAACCCCGGCUCCUCGGCGGGAGAGGAGCAGGGGGCGACGGGCGGCGGCGGAAGCGGCGCCGGGAGCGGCUGCCUGGGCGCCGAGGGCGGCGCGGACCCGCGGGGCGCGGGCGCAGCGGCGGCGGGGGCCGCUGCCCUGGAGGAGCCCGCGGCCGCCGGCGCGAAGGAGAAGGACGAGGCGCUGGAGGAGAAGCUGCGGAACUUAACUUUCCGGAAGCAGGUCUCUUACAGGAAAGCAAUCUCCCGGGCAGGCCUGCAGCACCUGACUCCUGCUCAUCCCCUCGGUCUUCCUGUGGCAAAUGGUCCAGCGAAGGAGCCCAGAGCAACUCUGGACUGGAGUGAGAACGCUGUGAACGGAGAGCACCUGUGGCUGGAGACCAACGUCUCGGGAGACCUGUGCUACCUGGGCGAGGAGAACUGCCAAGUCCGAUUUGCAAAAUCUGCCCUCAGGAGGAAGUGUGCAGUCUGUAAAAUCGUGGUCCACACCGCCUGCAUCGAACAGCUAGAAAAGAUUAAUUUCAGAUGUAAACCAACAUUUCGAGAAGGGGGCUCCAGAUCACCUAGAGAAAAUUUUGUGCGUCAUCACUGGGUGCACAGGCGUCGGCAGGAGGGAAAGUGUAAGCAGUGUGGUAAGGGCUUUCAGCAGAAAUUCUCCUUCCACAGUAAAGAGAUUGUGGCUAUCAGCUGUUCCUGGUGCAAGCAGGCGUUUCACAAUAAGGUGACCUGCUUUAUGCUGCAUCAAAUUGAGGAACCCUGCUCCCUGGGAGCUCAUGCUGCUGUUAUUGUCCCGCCCACCUGGAUCAUUAAGGUGAAGAAACCUCAGAACUCGCUGAAGGCUUCCAAUCGUAAGAAGAAGAGAACGAGCUUUAAAAGAAAAGCCAGUAAAAGGGGAACUGAACAGGAAAACAAAGGUCGUCCUUUUGUGAUAAAACCUAUCUCUUCUCCUCUCAUGAAACCCUUGCUUGUGUUUGUGAACCCCAAGAGUGGAGGCAACCAGGGAACCAAAGUCCUGCAGAUGUUCAUGUGGUACCUGAAUCCACGGCAAGUCUUUGAUCUUUCUCAGGAAGGGCCGAAAGAUGCGCUUGAAUUGUAUAGGAAAGUACCAAAUCUGCGAAUUCUGGCCUGUGGUGGGGAUGGAACGGUGGGCUGGAUCCUUUCUAUUCUGGAUGAACUGCAGCUGAGCCCUCAGCCUCCGGUUGGAGUCCUUCCUCUGGGGACUGGGAACGACCUGGCUCGGACUCUCAACUGGGGAGGGGGCUACACUGAUGAACCUGUUUCCAAAAUCCUCUGUCAAGUAGAAGAUGGGACAAUUGUACAGCUAGAUCGCUGGAACCUCCAUGUGGAAAGAAACCCAGACUUGCCUCCAGAAGAGCUUGAAGAUGGCGUGUGUAAGCUUCCUCUGAAUGUUUUCAAUAAUUACUUCAGCCUUGGAUUUGAUGCCCACGUCACACUGGAGUUCCAUGAAUCCCGAGAGGCAAAUCCAGAGAAAUUCAACAGUCGUUUUCGAAAUAAAAUGUUCUAUGCAGGGGCAGCAUUUUCUGAUUUCCUACAGAGAAGCUCUAGAGAUCUAUCCAAACACGUUAAAGUUGUUUGUGAUGGAACAGAUCUCACCCCAAAGAUUCAGGAACUGAAGUUCCAGUGUAUAGUAUUUUUAAAUAUACCCAGAUAUUGUGCUGGCACAAUGCCCUGGGGGAACCCAGGGGAUCACCAUGAUUUUGAACCUCAGCGUCAUGAUGAUGGCUAUAUUGAAGUUAUUGGAUUCACCAUGGCCUCUUUGGCUGCCCUGCAAGUCGGGGGCCACGGGGAAAGGCUGCACCAGUGCCGGGAGGUCAUGCUGCUGACGUACAAAUCCAUCCCCAUGCAAGUGGAUGGGGAGCCCUGCAGGCUGGCCCCCGCUAUGAUUCGGAUCUCCUUGAGGAAUCAGGCCAACAUGGUGCAGAAGAGCAAGAGGAGAACGUCCAUGCCUUUACUCAAUGAUCUCCAUCAGGUGCAAGCUGCGGAUCUGCGGAGAGUGUCUGCCCCCCCUGGCUCCUUCACCAUUCCCCAGUCUAUCCCAGACCGCCUGAGGAUCCGCGUGAACAAAAUCAGUUUGCAAGACUAUGAAGGGUUCCACUAUGACAAAGAGAAACUCCGGGAAGCUUCCAUUCCUCUGGGUAUUCUAGUUGUGCGUGGAGACUGUGACUUGGAGACUUGCCGUAUGUACAUAGAUCGCCUGCAGGAGGACCUGCAAUCAGUUUCUUCUGGCUCCCACAGAGUUCAUUACCAGGACCAAGAAACCUCCUUCCCCAGGGCACUCUCAGCUCAGAGACUCUCCCCACGGUGGUGCUUUCUAGAUGCAACUUCUGCUGAUCGCUUUUAUCGAAUAGACAGAUCUCAGGAACAUUUGCACUUUGUGAUGGAGAUUUCUCAAGAUGAGGUUUUUAUUCUGGACCCAGACAUGGCCUUGUCACAGCAGGCAGGGACACCGCCAGGAAUGCCUGACCUGGUGGUGGAGCAAGCCUCAGGGAUGUCAGACUGGUGGAAUCCUUCACUACGGAGACGCAUGCUGAGUGACAGCGGUCUGGGAAUGAUAACUCCGCGUUUCGAGGACUCCGAUAUGAAAGAUCUCAGCCACUCCCAUGCGCUACAGUCUCCAGUCUCUUCAGAAGAUCACGCAAUUUUGCAGGCAGUAAUAACUGGUGAUCUUAUGAAGCUAAUAGAAAGCUAUAAAAAUGGAGGCAGUCUGCUAAUUCAGGGACCAGACCACUGUUCACUCCUUCACCACGCAGCUAAAACCGGCAACGGGGAAAUUGUGAAAUAUAUCCUUGAUCACGGACCUUCCGAGUUAUUGGAUAUGGCAGACAGCGAAACGGGUGAGACUGCACUGCACAAGGCUGCCUGCCAGCGGAACCGGGCCGUGUGCCAGCUUCUGGUGGACGCAGGAGCAUCUCUGAGAAAGACGGACUCCAAGGGCAAGACACCUCAAGACAGAGCUCAGCAGGCUGGGGACCCUGAUUUGGCUGCUUACCUAGAAAGCCGUCAGAACUAUAAGAUCAUUGGCCACGAGGACCUGGAAACUACUGUUUGACCCUGGUAGACGGGCAAAGAGAACCUGAGCGAGCAUAUCACCUGGGCCCUCCCGGCGAUCGGGCAGCUCCCCUGGAAGAAGCUGAUGGAAUCCAUAAAUCUGUCUCUCUCCUGCAAGCAUCUGAGGCCAUGCCACCAGUUUUUAAGGGCUACUGAGAUGUACAACAGAAUGGAAUAGCCCACAGAGGACGAGGCAGGAUACCUGGAGAUUGGUGGAAAAUGAGUUCCACAAAAUUUGAUCUUUAUUGCUUCCAGCAAGUAGCAUGAACUUCUGUGUUCACCUGUAUCAUUUAUUUUAAAGAUUCAAAGGAUGUUCCUAUAAAUGGCACUGCUCCCUUCUCCCCUAUGCAUUCACCUUCCCCUGUACCGCACCAUUCUGCCUGUAACCACCCAGAAAAAAUUCGAUACAAUCUGUUCUCUUUACAUUCAGUCUUUGAAGACCACAAGACUGUCUGAAGGUCUUUUGAAACCCUCUGGUUGUCCUGCAGAAAUGUAACUGUAAAACUGCUUCCGUUUCCAAGACUAAAUAUACCAGGAUGACUUAGUGACUUUUUUGCAUGUCACCCCUCCCUGCUCAUUUCUUUUUCAUCAUCUGGGAGCUGGGAGUUGCCACAUGGAUAAUGUCAACUUGCGCAUUGUAUCUCUGAGGCAUGGUGAGGUGGCAUGGGAGUCUCCUGUUCUCAGCGGGACCUCAGAGAGGUAACCCAGGGGUUGGCCCCAUGUGCGGGCCUGUUACUGAUGGCCACAAAGGCCAGGUUCAGCUUGGGCUGUUUGGACAGCUCCAUACUGCCCAGGUGUAGCCAUCUUUGCCUUUUGCUGCAAUAGAGGUGAGCAAUGGACUAAGCCAAGGCCCGUAGCUAGUCUGCAGAAGCACUUAACUUUAAGUGCUGUUUCAACUGCAGGGCAGAAAAACCACGUGUGGGAACUGUGGCUACAGGAAAUAGAGCUCGGUGCCAGUGUUCACUUCUUGGCUUUUUUGAGUGAUAAUGGAAAGCAGGCUAAUGGACUUGAAAUAAAACAGCAGAAGCAAAAGUAGCAACAUAUGUCAAAAUAACUCACUUAAGUAAGAAAACAGUCACUGGAGCUUUGCACAGAGGCUAAUAAGUACAGACUCUUGGGUACAGUGGUGAGAGGGGCCCAUUUAGGUUUUCCUUCUAAGUUUCUGGUUUUCAUUACCCCCAAGUUCGCCCUAUGCCAAGGACAAAGCCUUGCUGUGUGAGUUUCACUGCCAGAUUUCCAGGAGGUGUGGCCCUUUCUGAUGGAUGCCUCCACCUACUCCUGGUCAGCUCCCAAGGUCAUACCUGAUAGCGCUAUAGCCCCAUUUUACAUGAACGGGGUAAUCUAUUAGUUUCUCUAUUUUCUUCUGCUAGAAAGUUCUUAGUACAAACCUCUGUGGGAGCGCAGCCAGGAAUGUUUCUCUGGCAGUGGAAUUGCAGCUUCUAAUCCUGCCACAGAGCAGUUGAGACUUACAGGUACUUCUAUUAGGGACCUUGUGACAAUUACAAUAUUAGGAGACGAAGACUUCUAAUUUCUGGUGAAAAUGUCUACAUGACUUGGGUGUAAGUCAGAAAUGAAAGUGGGUGAUCGAGGGUUUUGCUUCACUCUUAGACAUAAGCAUCAAGCUUCCUGACUCUUUCUGCAUGUGAGCGCACACGAUUGUUUCUCUGUGUUUAAUGUAAAGGUCCAGCAGCGACGUGCUGCUGAUCUGAAUCACAUUUCGGCCACAUAUCAUUUUGAAAGUACAAAUAUGAUAUACUGUUAAGUAGGAAUAACCUCUCAGUGGAUGGGGCUUAGUCGUCUCGAAAUCAAACGGCUGGCAUUAUUUUCAGCUGUGGGAGGAAGGGUUGGUUGCGAGUAAUCUAUUUCCAUAGAUCAGUCUUAGAAAUGCAACUAUAUUUUGGGUUUUAUGGUGAGGGGAGGAGGAGCUGCAGUAGAUUGUUUCCAGAAGCUGGAAAAAAUUAUGCUCCAGGAGAAUUUAAUCACUGGGCUUCUGCUGGGAGUUUUUCAAUUGGUGGGACUGUCCAGGAGAUGUUGUGAUGACAGAAAUAUAAUCCUUCAAACAGACUGAAAUCUGGCUUUGGAUGGUGCCUUCCAUUCCCUAGAUUGAGCCAAACACUUGGCCAUGCAGUCAGUUACCCAGCUGCCAUUGCUGGGAUGAAGGACUAUUUUCACCAACUACCAUCUCAUAUUUCUCUGUAAUGCUUCAAAGCAGCCCAGAGAAAAUUUAGGGUACAGGUGGCUAGGGGCCAAUUCAAAUAGCUCCAAGUGAAGUAAUAAGUCAACCCCCGGAAUGAAAAUUGAUGAUGUACUGACUGCUGUAGGAGUCUUGGAACAUUUGGAAAUUGUUCCAAAAAAAAA